Emiliania huxleyi CCMP1516 is the source of this 5754-nucleotide messenger RNA. RefSeq lists its product as hypothetical. The coding region runs from base 1 to 5754 and encodes 1917 amino acids. The transcript is spliced from 11 exons. The record is from RefSeq and is a predicted model, not a curated record. Lineage: Eukaryota; Haptophyta; Isochrysidales; Noelaerhabdaceae.
AUGUCGGGCAAUCCCCUUCUGGUUCCGCACGCCCCGUCGGCCAUCCCAGCCGGGCAGGCUGUGCCGCUGGCGACCUCGCCGGGCGACGACGGGGAGGAGGACGACAAGGAGGACGACGAGUGGGGACCACCCUCGCCAACGUCGCCACCACCGCCGCUGCCAGCACCGCCGCCAUUUUCACCGCCAGCUGCACUCGCCAUCGUCCGCCCCUUCGCCACGCACGACGCGUCAAAGCUGAUCGGCUCGUUCGCUCGAUGGGAGGUGGUGGCUCCGUGCGCUGCGGUCGGCGCUGGGUUUGCGCCCGCCCCGCCGCUGGUGCUCUACUACUCGAAGAGCAUCCGCGAGCUCCGAGGCACGCCGGCCUGGCCGUCCCUCGAGGCGUUCCUCCAGGGCGCCUCGUCCAAGCCGUGGAGGCGCUGCUUCGGCUCCGUGUCUCUGCUCGGCGGAAACCUGACCGAGGCGCAGGACCGCUACACGCGCGACACGGCGGGCUCUGAGGUCGCCUGGAGCUCGGGGCCGAGCGUGCAGUUCUACCGCAUGCUUGCGUACUACUCCGCUCGCCCAGGGACGACCGUCUACUACAUGGAUCCGGACAGCGUGCCGCUGGCGCGCUUCUGGCUCGACCGGCUGAUGCGUGACAUGCACGCGCAGAGGCCCUUCUCCGUCCUCGGCUCCACCUACCGCGGCUCCAACUGGGACUCCUUCUCCGACGAGGAGAUCCCCGUCACGCUGCGGCGCCACCUCAACGGCAACGCCGUGUACAAUGUGUCUCACCCCUUCCUUUUGGAGGCGCUCUCCCAGUACAGCGACGAGCUCUGGACGACCGUCAAACACUCCUCCUUCGACGUGCAGCUGUCCGAGGGGCUCUUCGGCGACAGGAACGUCAGCCUCGAAGAGGCGGAGCGGGUGUACGGCUACAAGACGACGCCGCUGAUCUCGAACCUCGCCGCCACGCUGACCGUCCCGCGUGACAUCCCCGACACCGUCGUUCUCGCCCACGGGGCGGUCUACCUGCAAGAGUGGCCGGUGCCCGGCUGCCCGCCGACAGGGCUCGGAGCCGACCGGGCGGGGUCUUAUCCGCGGAGCAUGCUCGCCGCGGGCGCGGGCACCUCCCUCACCCUCCUCAUCUCCGACUUUGGCGACGGGGACAUCGACCGGCUCCUCGCGAGCCUGCGGGCGGCGGAGGAGCACCUCGCCCGCCCCGCGUGCGCGGGCUCGCCCCUCCCCUUCAGCCGCGUCGCCGUGCUCACCAACGAGGCGGGGUCGGCCGCGAGGGCGGCCAUGUCCUUCUUGCGCCGCGCCACGCGCCACUUCCGCCUUUGCCGCAGCGGACUGCCGGAGGAGGAGGAAGACGUGGAUAGCUCCCUCUGCGACGGCUCCUCCGGUGUCCCCGUGGAGAUUGGGCUGCGCGACACGUCCGUCUCGGCAUGGUGGGACAUCUGCAAGGCGAACAUCAGCACCGACUGGUUCAUGCAGGUGACCUCAGACUUCACGCUCGCGAGAAACUUCAAGCUGCCCGUCGACACCGACGCGGCGGGGGCCCGGCUGCUCCCCAUCAGCCCAUUCCUCGACUUCGACUCCGAGUCCUGUGGGCGCGAGUGCCGCGACGAGGUGUCGCGCGUGCGAGCGGGCAUUCUGCCGGCCGCGAACAGGCACUACCUGCAGGCGCAGACCGUCUACCGCACCGACGUCCGCUCCGAGUUCUGCCGCGCGCUCGAGGCUGCCAACAAGCGCCUGCCUGACCCUGUCGACCCGACGCCGACCGCCUACUUCGCGUACAUGGAGCGCGUCAUCGGCGACGUCGGCAGCGAGCAGCGUCCGCCGCCCCUGCCCGCGUCUCCACGGCCAUCGACCUCGCCGCCACCGCCGUCGCCCUCGCCACCACCGAUGCCGCCGCCGCCGCCGCCGCCGCCGCCGCCGCCGCCGCCGCCGCCGCCGCCGCCGCCGCCGCCUCCGCUGCCGCCGCCGCUGCCGCUGCAGCCGCCGCCGGCCUCGCCACCGCUGGCCUCACCGCCGUACAUGUCGGAGUUGCUGGCAUGCGACACGUGUGCUGCCGAGGACCGGCAGCGCCGGCCGAGCCCGCGCGACCGAUGGUCCGGGAGCUGGGCCCGGAGAGAAGACGACGUGUACAUGAGCUACGACCAGCUCCGCUUCUUCCUCGCCAAGGGGCUCGUCGGCUCCGCCUCUCCGACGCCGUGCGAGGACUCGGGCGAGUUUGACUUCUCCGACUGCCCGUGCCGUUUCCCCUUCUUCCACGACAACGAGGAGCACAUGGAGUGCGUGCUCGGCAGGGCCGGAUUCCUGAUCUGCCCGACUUCGCUCCCGAACGCGCGCGCCCGCGCCCCCACACCCCCACCCGGCCGCGCAGCGUCGCCGCCGCCCUAUGUCAAGCUCGAAACCGACGGCGAGUGCCAGGGGUGGUUUAUCGAAGAGAUGGGCAGCGCAGCCGGGGCGUGCCAGGAGCUGUGCAGCCGCAGCGACAAGUGCGGCGCAACGUCAUUCCACCUUACCCGGUCCGCGUGCUGGCUCCACUUUAAGGAUGUGGAGGACUGCAGGGCGGCCCAAUCCACGUACGCCAGCCCCCAAGGAACGUACGCCUUUGACACGAGUGCGGACUGCACCUCAUCAUUCAACGGCAUAGCGAGGCUUACCGAAGAGGGCCAAAACUCCGCGCUGUGCAUCUUCCGCGGCCUCGUCCUCGAAGCUCAGGUGCCGGGCACGGCGGUGAUUGAUGCACGCGGCGCGUCUGCAGGAUCCCGUGGGCGCCGCGCCAUCUUUGUCGACUUUGGGCGUACCAAUACGCUUGGUCAUAGCCCCUACACCUCCAGCACGCACGACACAGUCGAGCUCAUCGGGCUGAAGAUCACAGGGGGCUAUUUGCCGCAGAGUAAUGCGACCGAGGUGGACCUCGGUCUGGCAAAUGGGGCGGGCAUCAAGAUCCACCACAUCCAGGGCGACGUGAUCCUGCGACGCUGUGAGAUCUACGGGAACGUGGCCAACGACACCGACUCCAUGGGCGGAGGGAUCAUGAUCGCGCCGUCCUGGAACGUCCACUCCAACGCCUUCUGCAACCGGGUCCAAAGGACGGCAUUCCUCUCCUACCGUGCACUCAGCCGCAUCGCCGUCAAGGCGCUCAGCCGCAUCUUUGGCCCUGAGGUGGCGACCCGGCUAAGCCAACUUGAGGCGCGCGUCGGGUUUCAACCCAAGUUGAAGAUUGUGGUCAGCUUUUACCAGGUCGCUGCGACGCUCGGCCCCGUGUACGGCGCUCGACUGCACGAGGACUUUACCAGUUGGAUGAGUGUCUUCGAAUUCUUCAGUUUCGACCUCCUCGGCUUGACCUACCCGGACGCUUGCAUCGGCUCGAUGAGCCACCGGCUGCUGCUCGCCGCUCUGUGGCCAUUUGCCGUCGUUUUGCUCGGAAGCGCCGCUUUUGCCGCCCAUGCGCUAGCAGUGUGGCUUUUGCUCUGGAAAUCCAGUUCUGGCAGAGCACGUAUGUGCGAGUCGUUUGGCAUCAGCGUCUUUGACGCGACCGCGCGACGCAGCUACCUCGUGGCCGACCUCGAGGUGCUCUGCCGCGCCGACGACGAGAUGUACCGCGGGCUGGACGCCUACUUUUGGGCCUUCUUCGUGCUCUGGCCGGUGCUGGUCCCGCUUGUGCUCCUCGGCUUGCUGCUCUGGAUCCGCCGCAACGUGCGGGCCCAGCGUGUGACAAGGCUCUCUCGCGCCUGCCGCUUCCUCUGGCGCGACUACGACGCUAGCUGCCACUACUGGGAGCUUGCCGACUUGUACCGCAAGCUCUUCCUCGCAUCGCUGGUGCUCUUCAUCCAGACAGACGACGGAUCGUCCAAGCUGCUUCGCCUCGUCGUCGCCUCUGUCACCUCAGCCCUCUUCCUCACCGCCCUCGCCCUCGUCAAGCCUUUCAAGCGCUUCGACGACUUCUACCUCGCGUGCACCGCCAACCUGCUGCUGACCUGCUGCUUCGUCCUCGGCACCGUGGUUCAGAUCUGCGAGAGCGCCGCUUACGAGGACAUGUGCGACACGCUCGUGGGCUUCCAGAGCGCGUUCGGCGCGAGCGAGUUUGUCAUCGUGCUCAGCGUAACGAUGAUCGCCGUGUCGCUUGUCCUCGUCGUCUUCAAGGCCAUCAGCGCCCUCCGCGCGCCCACCAUCCGGCUUCUCUCGAACAGACGCGCCCCGGUGAUGGACCUGUCGAAGAAGUGCCACUUCCACGGCUUCAUCAGCCACAUCUGGUCCACGGGGCAAGACCAGACGCACACCAUCGUUCGGCAGAUGAAGCUGGUGAUGCCCGACGUGAGGAUCUGGCUGGAUGUGGAUUGCCUGGAGAACCUCGGAGCCCUCGAGGAGUCGGUCGGCGACGCCACCACCUUCCUCGUCUUUCUGUCGGUGGGCUACUUCAAAAGCCGCAACUGCCGCCGCGAGCUCUACGCGGGCCUCGCCUUGGACCGGCCCUUCAUCCCGAUUCACGAGGCCGAUGUCGAGAAGGGCGGCGCAGCGCUCGAGGUGCUCGAGGCCGAGUGCCGCGCGAACUGCGUCGACGACGCCGGAUUGGGCACCUACCCCUCCUACUCAGGGCCGGCCGAGAUGGUGGCCCGUAUCUUUGAAAAAGAGGACCCGAUCCUGUGGGUGCGGGUGAACGCCUUCCAGCUCGAGUCGCUCAAGUCCAUCGCGCUGCGCAUGCUGAGACACUCCCCGUACUACAUGAGGCACCCCGAAACCCUCGCCGCGGGCGUGAUAGUGGCGGGGGAGGUUCCUCCGUACGCCUUUGUCGGCCCCGUCACCAUCCUCGUGUGCCGCGACAACGACGGCGCCUGGUCUGUGGCGGAGGAGGUCCAGGAGGCGGCCAAGAAGGGGCGCGCGCUGGCGCCCGAGGCGGCCAAGGACGGCGUCGUGGCCAUCCGCGAGGCGGACGACGCGCUCGAGAAUCGCGUCGACGAUUCUCAUCACGUGCUCCUGCUCUACAUGACGAGCCGCCUGUGGUACGACCCAGACGGCACCGUCGCGCGGCUGGUGCAGGCGGCAAUGGACCGGAACAUCACGAUCGCGAUGGUGCACGAGCAGACGCCCAACCUCGGAGGCUGCCCCUUCUCCACUUUCUUUCAAGGGCAGACGCCGCAAGUGCUGCUGCAGCCUCCCUACAGCCUCUACAACGCGCUCGCCAUACCCCUCUACGGCUCGCCCGAGCACCGGAAGGCCGUGCAGCAGAUCCCGUACCCCGGAAAAAGUUCGAACCUUGCUGCGAUGCACUUUGUCCUCUCCGCUGUCUCCGCGGCCUUCCUGCGGCCCUUAGCCCCCUCGCCGUCCAGCGCUUAUUCAGUGGGAGAUAGCAGUGCGCACCUGCGUGCAGUCAUGCGCGGCGGCGGCGGUGGCGGCGUCAGCGUCGGCGGAGCAGUCGGCUCUCCUGUUGCCGCUCAAGUGGAUGUCUGGAACUGGCGCGAUGGAACUGGCAAAGGGACCUCGUUUGAGAGGCUGGUGGCAGAGGCCAAGCGUGCGCACGAGAGUCGGCAACAGGUCGAGGUGCACGUCGGGGCCGACUCGGCAGUCGACAGGGACCGGGUCACCUUCGCCGUCGUGGUCUGCGUCGUCUCCGUCGGCCACGCCGGACGUUACUUUUACGCGCGGCGCGAGGAGUCGCUGCAGACAGUUCCGGUGCUGCAGACCCGGCUACUGCGCGAGGUGGAGCCUCACAAAGGAGCUGCUGCAGGACGUGUCUUUUCGCGCAUGUCUCGCGCAUGCUGA